Messenger RNA from Prorocentrum cordatum, 6151 nucleotides. NCBI's taxonomy places the organism in Eukaryota, Dinophyceae, Prorocentrales, Prorocentraceae. The record is from the annotation of a GenBank genome assembly.
GCUUCUGGCCUGCGAGGCCAUUUGCGGAGACUGAAUGCUGAUGUCAACGCAACUGUGAACGCUUUGAAUUGGAUGGCUGGGGACCGGCAUCGCCCCGAGUACGGGCCGCCGCGUACCUCAGAGCAGGCUAGUGUGCAUGCGCGCGUCAGAGACCGGAUUUCUUCCCUUUUGACCUCAGGCGUCGCGAUCCCUAGCCGGCGAGCGGCUUUUCUCGAGCUGCUGCACGGCCGGGCUGUGUACGAUGCAGAGCCCGGUGGACACAACCUUGCCAGUUUCUCCAAUGUCUCCUCUGUGAGCCUGCCUGACAGCCUCGUCGGCGCCCCUUCGGUGCGGGAGGUUGUGGGCCCAGAGGCGAGCCAAUUCUUGGAGCAGAACUACGAGCGCAUGCUGCGCACCUCGACGGACUUUUUGGAGCGACAGGAGUCGCUGCCCUCUAUAACUCCCUAUUGGGACACUGUGCUUUCUCGCAGCCGCCGCAAGUUUCUGCGGCUGAUGCGGGCGCUUCUGCGGAUUGGACUGGUCACGCUUUUGCCAGCUGGUUCGGCGCAGGAGCACGUCGGUAUGUUCUUUGUGAAGAAGGGCAAGAAGGGGGGGCUCGUCUUGGAGGGCUCCGGGAUAUGUCACUACAUCUACGUUGACAAUCUGGGUGUUCUCUCUUGUGAUCCCUCUCAUACCUCGUCCAUCCUGUCCGACGCGGCGGCUCGUUUCGAGAGCGUUGGGCUCGUGGCCCACGAGCACGAGGUGAGUGCCACUUCGUCGAAGGCCCUGGGGACCCACAUAGACCUCGAGGGCCUUAGAGUUUCUCUUGCGCCCGCUCGACUGUGGAAGGUGCGCCAGGGUGUUCUGUAUGCCUUGUCGUGUCGGAAGCUGUCUGGACGUGUCUGGGAAGUGCUGCUGGGCCACCUCACCUUCUGCGCGCUGAUCAAUCGUAGCAUGAUGAGUGUCUUCAGGAGUAUCUAUGCCUUCAUAAAUAAGUACUACGCUACCCCUAUGCCGCUGUGGGACACCGCUAGGCAGGAGAUGCUGACCGCUGCCUCCCUCCUGUUCCUGAUGGAUGCCUCGUGGGCGCUGCCCUGGUCCUCUGGUGUCGUGGCCACGGACGCUUCGGAGGAGGGGUUCGGGGCCACCGUCUCAGAGUGGGACCCUCAGGACGUCGCGGAGGUGGGGAGGAUCCUGGAGAGGGGCCCCUUUCGGAAGCUUCCUGGAGUUUCUGCCCGGUCGAGGUUUUUCGGGAGUCUUGAGGAGCUUGGAUCUGAGGCGGACGAGGGGGAGUUCGACAGGCCGUAUGACGUGGACUCUAGCUUCCCGGAGGUCCCCCACAAGCUGCUCGCAAGCCCACUGGAGUACCCUUCUGGCGGGGCCCUGGUCCUGGGAUUUCAGGCGCUGGUGAGCGAGUACCAAGUCAGGAACGCGAGGGUGCUCUUCUUGGUUGAUAACAUGGGGGUGUGUCUAGCCUUCGCUCGGGGGCGCACCGCGGACUUCAGGAACCUGGUGACGUUCGCGCCGGCGCCCGCGACUGGCAGGGCGACCCGGGCCCGCCGUCUGGCGUCCGGGGACGCGCUGGUGGCGAAGCUGGAGCAGGCCCCGAAGGAGAAGGAGCAACGGACGCUCGACGAGUUGAGCGACGGAGAGGUGACAGACAAGGGCGACGAGAGCGACGCGACCUCCGACACCGUGAAGGUUCAAGUGCGGCCGGCUCGCCGAGUGCGAGUCUUGGCGGCCCCGCGGGUCGGGCGAGCGCGCCAGCCGGUGGAGGCGAAGCGGCUGCAGGGGCUGGGUCUUCUGCCGCUGGAGUCGAGCGCGGUUCAGUCGAAGACGGAGACCGACUACUACGACGCGGUGAACGCCUGGCGGGCUCGAGCCCGCGAGCUGGGCGAGCCUCUCGGCGUGGCUGCCGAGGUGGGCGCGUCGGUGGUGCGGCAGCUGCAAGAGCUUUUCGACCAAGGCGAGAACCUCAGCAAGGGCGAGAAGCUCGUGGCCGGGCUGGAGCACUUCCUGCCCGAGUUCGGGCGGCAUGGAGGCCUUCAUCUUUCCCGGUGCUACCGGGCUCUGAAAGGCUGGAGACGCCGCUGCCCGCCACGAUCGCGCCGCCCCCUGGCCUUCAGCAUCUGGGCAGCCAUCAUCUGGGAGCUGUGCCGCGCGAACUUCUGGAACAUGGGGGUGUACGCGCUGUUCAUGCUGGUGACCUACAUGCGGCCCUCGGAGCCCCUGAAGCUGCUGCAGGAGGACCUCCUCGCCCCGGCGCAUGGGCUCUCUGCCUCGUGGAUCUGCUUCGCCUUCCGGCAGGGGCGGGGAGCGGCGUCCAAGACGUACGCGACGGACGAGAGCAUCGACCUGAGCUGCAGGUGGGUGCCAUACCUGACGACGGUGGUUGCUGCGCUGCGAGCAGGCGACCCCAAGGCCAAGGUCUUCAACUUCAAGUACAGCAGCUACACGCGCCAGUUCAAGAUCGCCUGCAAGAAGCUGGGGCUGACGGCCGUGCCUUAUCAGGCAAGGCACUCAGGCGCCUCCAUCGACGCCGCCAUGAAGUAUCGCACCCGGGCCGAGAUCAAGAGCAGGGGGCGGUGGAAGGCGGACAAGUCGGUGCUGAGGUACGACAGCAAGGCCAAGAUUGUCGAAAGCGUCGACAAGCUGAGCGCCUCGUUGGCGUCUCACGUGCACAGGUGCGAGCUCCAGCUCGGGCCCCUUUUGUGCGGCCAGAUCGACCCCUCGGCCAUCGCACCGCCCGUCAUCCCGAGCUCGGCCCGCAGGAUCCUCAAGCUCAUUCGGUACAUCCACGCCCUGGGCAUCCCGUGGGCCGUCGAGAACCCAGCGACAAGUUUACUUUGGUGGGUCCCAGGCUUCAUCCAGUUCGCGAACGAUCCCAAGGACCCGUACAGCGAGGAGCCGAACCCGUGGGGCUGGCCGCUAUCGCCGAGCGACUGGUCCUUCGGCGAGGAGGCCUGCUGGACGGAGAAGUUUGCCAUGUGCGGGGGCGGUGCCCAGUCGCCGGUGGACUUCGGCAGCUGCUCCGGGAACGCCCAGACGGGCUCGACGGUCACGCCCAUGACGGCGUACCACACGCUGGUGGCGCCCGUCGUCAAGGUGAGCAAGUACAUGCGCUCGCUCAUGGUGGAGGGCGACCUCGGGCGCCUCAACCUCAAUCGAGACGGCAUCGACCGAACGCUGACGGCCACCUCGGUGCAUGUGGUCGCCCCAGCCAUGCACCACAUGAAUGCAGUCGACGCGGUGGCGGAGGUCUUCUCAACCAGCAUCGUCAGCGAGGAGCAGAUAAAGGCCAUUAUGGACGCGGUCAAAGAGAGGUUCAAAAAGCCAGGCCAAGCCAGUCCGCAGGUCACGGACGAGAAGAAACAGUCCGGACGAGAGUGCCUGUUCUCAUUCCGCCUGCGCCAGAAUGAGGGCUUGACAGAUUGCGUAGCUCGCAUUGGUCUGGCCUUCGACAAGGAAGAUGCCGAGUUCGUUUUCGACGACGAUGACGUCACAUCCCAGGACACCGAGGGCGAGAGAGGUCUAUCUCACCUUAGAAGGUCUUGUAUUUACGGCGACGAGCUACCUCAUGUGUUUGCUACGAUGCAGGAGGAGCGUUUGGAGACCUUGAAGCAGAAUCGGGACCUGAAGAGGAAGCUCAAGGGCGGCGGCGCCAGUGCGACCGCGCCAGGGAUCACGAAAUUGGACGCGGCCAACGUUAUCCAGAGGCGGACCCAGGCACGGCAGAAUCGCAGGCUCGUGCUGAGAGCCCACCACAUCUACGACCAGAUCUCCUUCUUCCUCGAAAGGUCAGGCAGGCCCUUGUCAUUGUCAUUUGACGUCUUCGCUAACAUCGCGAGCGACACCCCGCAGGCGCAGAUGGCAGAGUGGCCGUCCCGACAGGUUCGGGUAUAUCCACCCAAGUUCACCCGGGCGCUGGCCGAGGCAAUUCAGGUCAGCAUCGAUCGUGCCACGUCCGAGUCCAGCCAGGAGGACGGUGACCUCACCAAACGGCCGGCGGAGCCCGCCGCGGGGCCGUCGGCCGCUGAGGCCCCGCCGCUGCUGCAGGGCCCAGGGCGGCCCGGGCUGACCUCUGUCCAGGUCUCGUUGGCGGCCCUGGCGCCCGACGGCGGCACCUCGGAGGAGCGGUCCCUCAACGUGAACCUGGACGACCAGUUCUACGGGUCCUUCGCCGAGAUCGGCGCCGGCCAGGAGGUCUCGCGGUGGUUCCUGCGCGCGGGCGCCGCCGCGGGGACGGUGGCGCGCUCCGUCUCCGCCUACGACAUGCAGAUGUCCGACAGGAUCUACGGGACGGCGAAGCGCUACGUGUCCAAGGAGCGGCUGUUCCAAAUGAUGCAGCAGGAGUACGACGAGGUGGAGCAGACCCUCCGCGCGCAGAAGGGCGACGACUGCAGGUUCUUCAGCUUCGCGUCGACCAUCGCGGCGAAGGCCUUCAUGUCGGACCGGGAGUGCGAGGGCUGGCUCGGCAUCAUGUACCAGAAGGAGGCUCGGCAGGCGCCCUCCACCAUCUGGCUCCACGCUCGGAUGACGGACAACUCGGCCACGGAGCAGGGAGAUGCGCUCGGCAUCCUGGGGGCCAAUCUCAUCUACCUGUGCAAGGACGCGGCGCGAUCUGCGGAGACCAUCGUGCGGCACCUGUUGGACGACGUCGGGCCCGGGCGGCUGACGAUCAAUUGGGUCGACUUCAGCGGGCCUGGCUGGCAGUCCGUAGACAAUCGAAUCAUUGCCCUCAACCUGGUCGAGUAUGGCCUCGUUGAGAGCGUGGUCUUCGAGCAGUGUGAUGAUCGCAUGGCAAUGUGCCCCACCGUCCCAAAUCUCGCUUUCUACAAGCGGCCUAUUUCCGUGCAGCGUGGACGGUUCCGUUUCGUUUCGAGAACAAACGAGGCGAUUGUGGAGGCGAGCCAGAGGAAGCUCAUAGAGGAGAACCCGAUUGGUGAGAAGGGUCGACCACCCAUGCCACUGCUUGAGCUGACACUCGACACCCUGGGCGACAGCGCAGAAGCGAUGAUGGAGGAAAUCCCAGCGGAUGCAGUGAUAGACUUCUUAGCACGAUUCAAUGCGUUGUCGUCGAUGGGCUACCCCAUUCUUGUCAGCCGCGCCGGGCCCAUGCACAUGCUCGCGUCGUACCUGAGGCGCUAUACCUCCGAGAAGAUUGCAAUCGCAGUUGGCGGUGGCAGCUACUCGAUCGAGCGCGCCCUCUUCAAGGACGGCAGGGAAGGGCAGGAUCUCCCGGGCGGGCUGCUGGAGGGCUUCGGGAGGCUCUUCGCCCAAGGCGUGCAGGUGUUCGUCUUCCCGAACAUCUCCGCGGACGGGACGAUAUCGUCGGGUGUGGUGUCGAGGUCGGAAGACGUGGCCCAGAGCACUCUGCUGGAGCACCUUACCGCCACUGGAAAGAUUGUGCCCAUCGAGGAUCAAUACAUCCCCGAGGUCGUGCUGAACAAGGACACCAACGAGCCCUUCCGGUACGAGGUGCAGGAGAUCCUCGACAUGAUCUGCACUCUGGAUGGAAAAUGGAAGCAGUGCGUACCGCAGAGGAUUGUGGAUAUCGUCGAGACACGAGGCAUCAGCACGGUGCUUUCGUCAGCCUCGAUGGAAUGCGACGUGAGUGGUGGGGCAGUGAAGCAGUCGCCGCUGGAGAAGCUAGCAGACGGGUUCCGUCAGGGUAAGGGUGGUAAGUGAUCUCUAGGUAUUUCAAAAUCCCAGGGCGCCCGUGGCGGAUCGCGGGCCGCGCCGGCGCGUGCACCAGGCCCCCCCCCUGCCUCGUCGCGAGAGGUGCGCGGGGCCCCUCCGCCCGCCCGCAUGGCCCAGUCCGCUUGUCGGGGUGCGGCUCUGGCCCCGACCCCCUCGGCCUCCCCUCUUCCCUUCGCUCGCGGCUCCCGUGUUCUCCUCCCACUCCUCUGCUCCCGUCACUCCCUCGCCCCCGCGCGCGGCGCCCACGCCCUCUCCCUUUCUCCUCCCCUUGGCGCCCUGCCUUUUUUCGGCCGCCGCCAGUGCUCCUCCCUCCUUGUGCCCGCGGCGGCCCGCUGAUCGCGCGAGUGUAUCCAGUGCCCUUCCCUCCCGCCCUCCCUCCUCCGACCCCCUCAAGUCAUGAAGACCUCGCGACGGGAGUUUUUUGUCGUUGCAAUUAUCGGCCUCCGGGGGCCCUCGCAGUGCAUCCAGCGCC